Malassezia globosa CBS 7966 is the source of this 990-nucleotide messenger RNA. RefSeq lists its product as uncharacterized. The record is from RefSeq and is a predicted model, not a curated record. Lineage: Eukaryota; Fungi; Basidiomycota; Malasseziomycetes; Malasseziales; Malasseziaceae. Bases 1 to 990 code for a protein of 329 amino acids. The transcript has a single exon.
AUGACUGCAUCACUCGAGCAUAUUGAGCGACUUAUUCACGAGGACGAAAUGAAGUCAUUCCAGGACCUAACGACAGAGCUUCGCAAGGCCCGCUCCGAAUUGGAGGAAAUUGAACGCCAGCGCCCAUGGGUAAUGCCAGUCAUUAAAGGAACGGAUGCAUCAACGUCAACGACAACAUCGUCCCCGGCAUCGCACGACGCGCGUCCAUCUUCACCAGCAGCGCGUUCAGAUCACACACCUGAUGCACACCAAGACCGCCUAGGUGCGUCGUCCCGACCGUUUCCCAUCGUGCGCCCACCGAGUCAUGAUAAUCGGCCAACACCAUUGCCAUCAACCAAUCCACCUCCGUUAUCACCACCUCCCGUAUCGAAUCUCGCUGUUCUCUCGGCAAACAACGGCAGUCCGAGUCCUGCCACUUCCAUGCCCUCUCGGCAAUCUCCCCUACAAGCGCCAGGAGCGGCGACAACAGCACUGGCGACCGCGGUACCGUGUGGGACAGCGACAUCGAUGACACCAACACCAGCGACACCCAUGCCGGUCUCGGGGUCGGUCGCGCCAACACCAGCCGGAACGAUGAAUGGGAUGUCCUCACUCAACACAACCGAAAGCCUCACUAAGACGAGCAUUCCCACACAACCAUUACCCCUUGUGGUACCGAUUGCAUGCGUGCCGCGACUAACAGCACUAGGUAUCAAUCUUGUGCCAGCGCCGCACUUAGUUCCAGCCCUGUCGCUGGCAAGUGCUGGCCAGUCGGUGGCGAUGAAUGCCGGAUUGACAGCGCCCCGCCCAGUGAUUGGCGCACAAAACGAACCCGUGCUGCUUGUUGGUAUUACUGAUGCCCCUGCAUCACUACCCCCUGCUGCUAACCAAGCAUCGCGGCAACGCCUGCAUCUCAGCGUUGUCCUGUCGAAGUUGCGGCCCGACCAGCUCAGUGGUCUCGCCAACAUUAUGCAGUCUCUGCAAGCGGAUGACGAGAAUACGAGCAAAUAG